AUGGCCCCAACUGCUGAUCCCGUUCCAUCAGCGCCCAAGGCCGAGAUAAAACACCGAUCAGGGGAUCCCUCUCUUGCCUUUGUGCGAGACGAAGAAACACUUGCACCGACAUUCGACGAUAAACAUGAGGAACGAAGGUUUUUGAAACACCGACUGGCCUUGGCUUACCGUGUCUUUGCCAAUUUUGGGUUCGCAGAGGGCGUUGCUGGGCACAUUACGAUGAGAGACCCCGUGGACCCAACAAGCUUUUGGGUGAAUCCGUUUGGGUUGCAUUUCUCUCUAAUCACAGACGAUGACCUCAUUCGAGUCGACCAUAACGGAAAGGUGGUCGAAGGUGGAAGCAAUCUACGGCUCAACUAUGCGGCAUAUGCUAUUCACGCUGAGAUCCACAAGGCAAGGCCGGAUGUUUUGUGUGCUGCCCACUGUCACAGCCUUUAUGGUCGUGCCAUGUGCGCUACGGGCAAGACACUGGAUAUGCUGACACAGGACUUUUGUACAUUCUACAACGACCAUGUCCUGUACCCCCAAUUUGCUGGCCUGGUGCUCGCCACGGAUGAGGGCAAGCAGAUUGCCAAGUGCUUGGGCAACAAGAAAGCUGCUCUUCUGGGAAACCACGGCCUGUUGACGGCUGGACCUACCAUUGAGGCUACAGUAGCCUGGUUUGUUUUGUUAGAAAAGUGUUGCCAGGUCCAGUUGGCAGCGGAUGCUUCAUCUGCUGGGACUGGAAAGCCCCUUGUUACUAUCGGGGAUGAGGAGGCACAAAGUACCUGGGAGGCAAUUGGCAAGCCCGAAGGUGGUUAUUUUCAGGGCUUGCCCUUAUUUCAGGUCGCAGAGAGAGAAUUUGGCGAGCCGUUCUACGAUUCUACUAGUUAG
This is a messenger RNA of Geosmithia morbida, 873 nucleotides long. Its product is annotated as Ribulose-5-phosphate 4-epimerase/Fuculose-1-phosphate aldolase. Gene Ontology annotation, cellular component: cytoskeleton. The transcript has 5 exons. Gene Ontology annotation, molecular function: actin filament binding. The coding region runs from base 1 to 873 and encodes 290 amino acids. The record is from RefSeq and is a predicted model, not a curated record. Lineage: Eukaryota; Fungi; Ascomycota; Sordariomycetes; Hypocreales; Bionectriaceae.